AUGACUAUCAGUCUCAUCAAUAGUAUAUCUGACGAUAGUGUUCAACAGAAUGACGCUUCAUUACAUAUCUUAUCGGAAUUACGUUUAUCACCAACUGUUUCUUUUUGGACUGCUGAUGUUCCAAAUAUCCUUAGUUAUCUUCGUUUGGGUCAUGUUUGGCCUCAAACACCAUUGAAUUGCUAUGUUUGGUGGUUUGUGGGUACAGCUAAUUAUAAUACGAUUGGUAUGCUUAUGGCAUGGGCAUCAAUUGAGAGACAUAUUCUUGUAUUUCAUCAUCAAUGGUUGAACACUCAGAAAAAACGUAUUUAUAUUCAUUAUAUGCCAUUGGCAAUAAUCGUUCUGUAUGCUAUUAUUUUCUUUACGAUCUGUAUUUUUUUCAUACCUUGUGAUAAUAUAUUCGUUUAUACUCAACCUUGGUGUUUAGCUCCAUGUUUUACCACAAAUAAUGCUGUAUUGUUGUUUGAUACUUUAGUGAAUGGUGUCUUUCCAUGUUUUGCCAUCACUAUUCUCAAUAUUUUAUUACUUAUUCGUGUUAUCAAACAAAAGCAACGUCUUCGUCAACAAGUUGAAUGGCAUAAAUAUCAAAGAAUGAUUAUUCAAUUAGCAUCCUGUUCAGCAUUCUUUCUUUUAUUUAAUCUGCCUUUCAAAUGUCUGUCUCUGGCUUAUAUAUUUGGCGUACCAUACGGUUCGAUGGGCAAAGUUGAAUUGUUAACAUAUUUUUUUAGUAAUUUUAUUAGUGUUGGAAUGCCUUUCAUCUGUCUUGGAUCAUCACCAGAGAUCUGGAGAAAACUCAAAGAAAUAAUGAAAGUACAAUAUUUCGUAACUAGAAUUACACCACAAAUAUCAUAA
Rotaria sordida is the source of this 849-nucleotide messenger RNA. The record is from the annotation of a GenBank genome assembly. NCBI's taxonomy places the organism in Eukaryota, Metazoa, Rotifera, Eurotatoria, Philodinida, Philodinidae.